Messenger RNA from Rosa chinensis, 669 nucleotides. Its product is annotated as asparagine synthetase [glutamine-hydrolyzing] 3-like. NCBI's taxonomy places the organism in Eukaryota, Viridiplantae, Streptophyta, Magnoliopsida, Rosales, Rosaceae. Bases 1 to 669 code for a protein of 222 amino acids. The transcript has 6 exons. Gene Ontology annotation, cellular component: cytosol. The record is from RefSeq and is a predicted model, not a curated record. Gene Ontology annotation, molecular function: asparagine synthase (glutamine-hydrolyzing) activity.
AUGAUUCCUCCCCAUUGUUGGGUUGCUCGACUUAUGACAGAUGUACCAUUCGGUGUUCUUUUGUCCAGAGGAUUGGACUCAUCACUCGUUGAUGCUGUGGCUGGUCGCUAUUUGGCUAAAUCAGAAGCUGCAUGUCAGUGGGGGUCACAAUUACAUACCUUUUGCGUUGGCUUGGAGGGUUCACCAGAUUUAAAAGCAGCAAGAGAAGUUGCUGAUUAUCUUGGAACUCAUCAUCACGAGUUUCACUUUACUAUUCAGGAAGGCAUAGAUGCACUUGAAGAAGUUAUCUACCAUAUUGAGACAUAUGAUGUGACCACUGUCAGAGCCAGCACUCCAAUGUUUCUUAUGUCUCGUACGAUUAAAUCUCUGGAAGUAAAAAUGGUCCUUUCUGGUGAAGUUUCAGAUGAAAUCUUUGGUGGUUACUUGUAUUUCCACAAGGCACCAAACAAGGAGGAGUUUCACCAAGAAACAUGCCAGAAGAUUAAAGCUCUUCAUCUGUACGAUUAUCUGAGGGCCAACAAAUCGACUUCAGCUUGGGUGUUGAGGCUCGAGUACCGUUUCUUGACAAAGAAUUCAUCAAGACUGCUAUGGACAUUGAUCCAGAAUGGAAAAUGGUGUCAUACAUAUCCUGAUAUGCCUAAUCGAAUGGAUGGUGUAUGGUAUGCUUAG